Effrenium voratum is the source of this 1329-nucleotide messenger RNA. The record is from the annotation of a GenBank genome assembly. Lineage: Eukaryota; Dinophyceae; Suessiales; Symbiodiniaceae.
AUGGCACGGCGGAAGGCACUGCCACUGGCGCUGGCGCUGGCUUGGGUAGCUUGGGGCCUGGAGGAAGUCGAGCCCGCAGGCUUGAUCCUCACUUCCUUGGUGGACUUUAAGCCGGAGGUGACGGCCAGGAUCCAGGAUGGGCUGAGCACAUCGAUCCCAAUUCCGGCAAUCCGCUGCUUGAAGCACUGGGGGGCAAUGCCGGCCAGGUACUACCACAAUACCGCCACCAAUGAGGUCACGUGGACGAGGCCGACGGACGGGGGCGGCGGCGGUAUGGGCGGAAUGGGCGGUCAGCCUCAGAUGGGCAUGGGAGGGCAAAUGGGCAUGGGUCAGCCUAUGCAACAGUCCAUGGGGGGCGGCAUGGGCGGCGGCAUGGAUGGUGGCAUGAGCGGCGGCGGCAUGGGCGGCGGCAUGGGAGGCAUGGGAGGUGGCAUGGGUGGCAUGGGCGGCGGUAUGGGCGGUAUGGGAGGUGGCAUGGGCGGUGGCAUGGGCGGCAUGGGCGGAGGAAUGGGUGGAAUGGGUGGAAUGGGUGGCGGCAUGGGUGGCGGUAUGGGUGGCAUGGGAGGUGGCAUGGGCGGUGGCAUGGGUGGCGGAAUGGGCAUGGGCAUGGACGGCGGCAUGAAUUCCAACAUGCAGAGCGGAGUGGUGAAGUCCUGGAACGAUGAGAAGGGCUUCGGCUUCAUUGUCCCGGAUAGCGGGGGCGAUGACAUCUUCGUGCACAGAAGCUCCCUCACCGAUGGGGGGGUGCUGGUGAACGGCAGUCCCGUGCAGUAUGAGGUCACCUGGAACGCUCAGAAAGGCAAGAGCCAGGCCUCGAAGGUGACGGGGGCCUCGCCCCAGAAGGGUGGCUUCAAGGGCGACAGCAAGGGUGGCUUCAAAGGCGACGGCAAGGGAUAUGGAGGUGGUGGUGGAGGCGGCAGCGGCCUCGCCGGGCAGCCCGUCCAACAAACCGGCACGGUGAAGGUCUGGUUCGAGGAGAAGGGCUUCGGAUUUUUGACCCCAGAUGGUGGCGGGGACGACUGCUACGUCCACAGGACAGCGCUGACUGAUGGCCAGGCUUUGGUGCCCAACACCCAGGUGAGCUACACUGCUCAGUGGAACACCACCAAGAACAAGUUCACUGCCACUAGCGUUUCUGGAGCUUCCGGCAACAAGGGCGGGGGCAAGGGCGAUUGGGGAGGCGGCUGCGGCGGCGGCGGCGGCUGCGGCGGCGGCUUCGACUAUGGGAAGAUGCAGGAUCCUGGUGGCAACUACCGCGCUGAGCCUUAUGCCGCGGGGCCCUGCGGCGGCUGCGGCGGCUGCGGCGGCUACGGCGAGGGCCAAUGGUGA